Molecule: messenger RNA, 5277 nt
Organism: Strongyloides ratti
Lineage: Eukaryota; Metazoa; Nematoda; Chromadorea; Rhabditida; Strongyloididae
Product: Epidermal growth factor-like domain and Laminin G domain and EGF-like calcium-binding domain and Concanavalin A-like lectin/glucanases superfamily domain and Insulin-like growth factor binding protein, N-terminal domain and Concanavalin A-like lectin/glucanase, subgroup domain-containing protein
Exons: 4
Coding region: 1-5277 (1758 amino acids)
Biological process (GO): establishment or maintenance of epithelial cell apical/basal polarity; heterophilic cell-cell adhesion
Cellular component (GO): plasma membrane; protein-containing complex
Molecular function (GO): calcium ion binding
Source: RefSeq, a predicted model, not a curated record
AUGAAGAAUGUGAUACUAUUAAUAUUUAUUUUCUCAUGGAAGAAUUUUGUAUUAUCAGAAAAAUUUUGUAAUGCAAAUGUUUGUUUUAAUGGGGGAACUUGUAUUAUUGAUGAUGUUAAUUUGACUUUUUCUUGUAAAUGUCAAAAUCCUUAUUAUGGAACAUUAUGUGAAAAAGGUAAUUUAUGUUCUUUGGAUUGUGGAGAAAAUGGGAUAUGUAAAAAUAAUUCAAAAAAUGAAGAAUUUUGUGAAUGUCAAACCGGUUUUGAAGGAGUUUUAUGUGAUGUAAUAUCAAAUCCAUGUACCAAUAACAAAUGUAGUGAAAAUUCUACUUGUUUUGCAGAAGGAAAUCAAUAUUCAUGUAAUUGUAAUAAUGGAUGGCAUGGAGAAUUUUGUGAAUUAGAUGUUGAUGAAUGUCAAUUUGAACCAUGUAAAAAUAAUGGUACUUGUAUAAAUUCUGAAGGAACUUAUAAAUGUGAAUGUUUAGAAGGUUUUAGUGGGGAUGUUUGUCAAAAUAAAAUUAAUGAUGAGUGUGUUUGUGAAAAUCCUUUACAUGUCUGUUUUAAAGAUGCUGAUGGUAAUAUAGAAUGUAGAUGUGAAAAUGAAAAUUGUGAUAUAACUCAAGAAUCAUGUAAAACAAAAGGAUGUGAAAAUGGUGGUAAUUGUGUUUCUAAUGAUCUUAAUAAUCAAGCAUUUUGUAUCUGUCCUUCUAAUUUUGAAGGACCUUAUUGUGAGACAUAUACUGCAAGUUGUUUAGUGGAAGGUAAAGAAUGUCAAAACAAUGGAACUUGUAAAGUUUCUGCUGCUGGUACAUAUUGUGAAUGCCUUAGUAAAUAUUCAGGAAAAUAUUGUGAAACAUUAACAUUUAAUUCAUUAAAUACACCACGACCAACACCAUUAUCCGAAAAAUGUCAUGAAGAUUAUUGUAAAAAUAAUGGAAAAUGUGUCGAAAUUCGGGGAGUUUCUCCAAAAUGUGUAUGUCCACAACCAUGGACAGGUGAUUAUUGUGAAACAUCAAUUACACAAUCAGUUUCAUUAUGUACACCAAAUUAUUGUUUAAAUGAUGGAAUUUGUUCAAUAAAAGAUAAUGAAGCAGAAUGUUCUUGUAUACCUAAUUUUGUUGGUAUUAAUUGUCAGAUUCAAUGUGAUUGUGAUGUUAAUACAGAAGCUUGUAUAGAAGAUAACACUAAAGUUAAAGGAUUUAUUUGUAUUUCGGUAAUAGAUGAUUCAACAAAAAUAUCCGGUCACUUAACCUCAACCACCGAAAAAAGCCCAACUCUUACUUCUGACAUUUCAAAUUUAACUGAUAAUAUAACAAGUAUUAAUACAUUUUUAACUACUACAUCUUUUGAACUAAUUACCACUAAUACUUCUGAUAUUUCUCUUACAACAAUUUUACCACUUGAUAAUAAUAUAGUAAAAAGUUGUGAUCAAUGUCAAAAUGAAAGUAAGUGUAAGGUAGCUGAUGGUAGGAAAAUUUGUUUUUGUGAAAAAAAUUUUUCGGGAUUAUAUUGUGAAAAGAAAAAUGAAUUAUGUAAGAGUGUAAAUUGUGAAGAGGGUCAAGUAUGUAAAAUAAAAAAAAAUAUUGAUGGAAGAGAGGAAACUUUUUGUUCAUGUUCAGAAGGUUUUCAUGGUGGAAAUUGCCUUCAUGAUUCAACAGUUUCAUUUAAAAAUUCAUCAUUAUUUGUUUAUCAAUCAAAAGAUUUUGUCAAUAGUUUAAAUCAAAAUUUACCAUAUUCAUUAAGUUUUGAAUUUAGAACUACUGUUCCUGAUGCACUAUUAAUAUUAGGUGAAAAUAUCUUAGCACAAGUACAAUUUUAUAUAUUUUUAAAAAAUGGUCGACUUAUUUUUCAACUUCUUGAAUCUCAAUAUGCUAUUUUAAGUGAUUUACAAUUAAAUGAUGGUGAAUGGUAUAGAAUUGAUAUGAAUAAAAAAGAAAAUCAAGUAAUUUUAGAAAUUUCUGAUUCACAUUAUUAUGUAUUAUCUAAAAAAAUAUUUACUGUACCUCAAUGGAAUUUAUUUACAACACGAUUAGGAAAAAAAGUAUUUAAUCGUAAGACUUCACCAGAUCAUUAUAUUGGUUGUAUACGAAACCUUAAAAUAGGUAAUGAAAAUAUUAAUUUAAUAGAUUCAACUAAAUCUGUUGAUGUAACAGAAGGAUGUUUAAAAAUUGAUCAAUGUUUAGAUAAACCAUGCCAAAAUGAAGCUGAUUGCCAUGAUUUAUGGGAUCAUUUUACAUGCCAAUGUCAUAGACCAUUUUUACCACCAUUUUGUAUUAAAGCAUUAACAGAAGUUACAUUUGGUCAUGAAAAUAAACCUACAAUGAUAAAAUAUAAUAUUGAUAGUAAUGAUUCUGAUUUAAUAAAACAAUCAACUGAUAUAAGUUUUUUAAUAAAAACAAAUAAUGAAAAUUCAAGUAUAAUGUAUAUUGGUGAAAAUGGUGAUGAAGAUGUAGGAACAUUUAUAUCAAUAGAAGUUGUUAAUGGUAAAAUUGGUAUUCGAUGUCGAUUAGGUGGAAAACAAAUAUUUUCAAAAAUUGGUAAUAUUGAUAUCAAUAAAAAUGGUACACAUCUUGUUGAAGUUUUAAGAGAAAAUAAUAAUAUUCAAGUUUUAAUUGAUAAUAUACCAGAUUUUACAAUAUUUAUAAAUCGACCAUUUUCUCAUCCAUUAUUAGUUGAUAGUAUUAUUCUUGGUGAUGAUUCUGAAAUAAGAAAUGAAGCAUAUACUAAUAAAGGUACCCUUCUUAAAGCAAUAUUACAAGAUAUAAGAAUUAAUGAAAAAAUUAUUCUUCUUCAAGAUUCACCAUUAGAAGAUACUGAUAUAGAUAUUUUUGGUAAAAAAAUUUUUGAACAAAAUUUAUUACAAGGUAUUGUAAGUGAUGAUAUUUGUAAAAAAGAAAAUCCAUGUAAUAAGGGUAAAUGUCAAAAUACUUUUAAUGAUUAUGAAUGUAUAUGUGAACAGGGAUGGACUGGUAAAAAUUGUAGUUAUGAAAAUUAUUGUUUUCAUAAUAAAUGUCCUGAUGGUACAGAAUGUUUACCUACCAAUCCUGGUUUUAUUUGCCAUGGACCAACAACAUUUUAUAAUACUUCAAAAAGUUUAUAUCAAUUAAAUGUUCCAAAAAAUCAGUCAUUAAAAAAAGAAGAUAAUUUAAUUAUUGAAAUAGAAUUAAAGACAACAAAAUCUAUUGGCCAUAUUAGUACAUUUUCAUAUUUAAAUAAAUCAUUAUCAAUAUAUAUAGAUCAUGGAAAAAUUAAUAUUAUUCAAAAUAAUAGUGAUCAUGAAUUUAGAGAAAGUUUUAAUUUUUAUAUAUCUGAUGGAUAUUUACAUAUUAUAACAUUUCAUGAAAAAGAAAAUGGAUUAUAUGGAUAUAUAGAUAAAUUUCAUGAAACAAAAAUUGGUGGAAAUUUUAAAAUUUCUGAAUUUCUUCAAAAUACCAAUUCAACAAUUGACUUUGGUAAUAAUCCAACAUUUGAAUCAUUUUCAGGAUGUAUUAAUAAUAUUAUAAUAGGAUCAUUACCACAGUUAUCUUUUAUUCAUAAUGACAAUUCAACAAAAAGUUUAGAAGAAACAUAUUUUUUUAAACCUAUUUUAAUUGAAAAUGUUAGACAUAAUCAAUGUAAAGUUAAUGAUAUAUGUUUAACAUCAUCAUGUAAAAAUGGUGGAAUAUGCCAAUCAGAUCCAUUAGGUUCUUCUUAUACUUGUAAAUGUAAAGAUAAUUUCUUUGGUAAUUAUUGUGAAGAAAAAACAAAAUUAUGUUUGACAAAUGAUAAGUAUUGCCAACCAAAUGGGAUAUGUUAUGAUGAUGGUAUAAAAAAAUAUUGUCAAUGUAAAGAUGGAUAUAAAGGUGAAAAAUGUGAAAUAAGUAUAAAUGGUUGUGAUAAUAAUCCAUGUUUAAAUGGAGCAGAAUGUGAAAAUUUGGCAAAUGGAAAAUAUUUAUGUAAAUGUAUUCAUAAUUUUAUAGGUAAAAAUUGUCAGGCAAUGAAAAAUUCAACAUGUUCAUCAAAUCCUUGUGAAAAAGGAACAUGUACAAAUUUAUCAGACUCAUCAUUUGAAUGUUCAUGUUUUGAUGGAAUUGAAGGUGUAUUAUGUGAUACUGAAAUAAAUUAUUGUAACGAAAAUUCAUGUAAAAAUGGUGGUGUAUGUAUUAAUGGGGAGAAAAAUUUUAAAUGUGAAUGUAAAGAAGGUUUUGAUGGUAAUGAUUGUUCUGAAUUUAAAGAUAUAUGUAAAAUAGAAAAUCCUUGUAUUCAUGGAAAAUGUAAAAAUAUUUGGAAAGGUUUUCAAUGCCAAUGUGAUAAAGGAUGGAUUGGUGAAAAAUGUGAUAUUGAUAUUGAUGAAUGUAAUGAUAUGCCUUGUUGGCAUAAUUCAAUAUGUCAUAAUACCAAUGGUAGUUAUACUUGUGAAUGUAAUAAUUUUUACCUUGGAGAUACAUGUAAUAUACCAGGAAGUUGCCUAUUCAAUUCUUGUGGUCAUGGAGAGUGUCGUCAAAUAACAAAAGAUAACCAUGAAUGUUAUUGUAAUGAAGGUUUUAAAGGUCAUAAUUGUUCUAUUCAAAUUGACUUUUGUGAAUCUAAUCCAUGUUUGAAUGGUGGUACAUGUCAAAAUAUUAUUGGUGGUUAUGAAUGUCAUUGUUUACCUGGUUUUGGUAAAAAAGAUUGUUCAGAAGAUAUAAAUGAAUGUGAAUUAAAACCAUGUAAAAAUAAUGGCAAAUGUACAGAUAGAAUUAAUGGUUUUGACUGUGAAUGUAAAGAUACUGGUUACAAAGGUUUAACAUGUGAAGAAGAUAUAAAUGAAUGUACUGAUAUAAAAAAUAGUUGUGUUAAUGGAAUAUGUGAAAAUUUAAAAGGUGGAUAUCGAUGUGAAUGUAAAAAUGGAUACAUUGGAGAAAAAUGUAAUCAUUUAGAUCCUUGUUUAAAAGAAAAUUCUAAUUCUACAAUUGAAUUAUGUAUAAAUGGAAAUUGUAUUAAUCCACAUGUAAUGUCUUUUGAUAAUGGAACAGAAAUUGCAACAUAUGAUUGUCAAUGUUUUGAUGGAUUUGAAGGAUUAUUAUGUGAUAAAAAAGCUGAACAUUUUGGAAAAUUACCUCUACCUUAUAUUAUUAGUAUUUUGAUUGUAUUAUUUCUUGUUAUAUUUAUUUUACUUGCAACAUUAUGUUGUUUUAUCUUUAAAGCAAAACGAACAUAUCAUGGACAUUAUAGUCCUUCAACUCAAGAAAAUCUUGGUUCAAAAUUACAUAUGAAUUCAAUGGCAUUAAAACGUGGUCCUCCUGAAAGAUUGAUAUAA